Molecule: messenger RNA, 2577 nt
Organism: Geosmithia morbida
Lineage: Eukaryota; Fungi; Ascomycota; Sordariomycetes; Hypocreales; Bionectriaceae
Exons: 5
Coding region: 1-2577 (858 amino acids)
Source: RefSeq, a predicted model, not a curated record
AUGUCACAGUCUAUAGACGAGCAGAGAGCUGCCUCUCCCGCUCUUCAGGAGGAGAGGAGUCCUUCUCCCACGCCUAGCUCCAACUCCGGAGGAGGAACGGCUGCCGAGCAAGAUGCAUACGAAGACGCCGUCGAGGAUGGCCCCGCGAGGUCGCUUACCAAACGCCCCGUGUCCACCUCGAAACCGGACCCCUCCGAAGAGCCUGUCGAGGACGGCAAGGGUGACCAGCUGGAUGGGGCCACUGGUGGCAAGACAGAGGUGGAGGAAGACGAGAAGAAUCAUACAGUCCUGGAAGGAGCCACGACCACUGGCAAGGACAGCAAGCCUCUGACGGACGAUGGUGCCGAGGCAGACAGCCCGAACACAUCGUCCUUCUCCGCCAACAGACUCUCCAACACGUCAAACCUAGACAAUGUUAAUCUGACCGACGACGACGACACCAAUGCUGCACCCGCGGCGGCCAAUGAACCCAAGGGCACGGCCGCCGAUGAAGCUCCGCCGAGCAAGACGCUGUCCCUGAACAGCAUAGCCAGUGCCCUGCCGACCAUGCCAUGGUCGCCGUCCGAAUCUCCUGUACGCAGCCCGAACCCUUCCGUCACGCCACCAGCUCAAACCUCUGCGUCGUCCGCUCCCCCGCCGCCCCCGAGCCGAAAACUCACGAGCCCCUUCUCCUGGCUCUCUCGAUCGUCAAGCAAGGAAAAGGAAGCAGCCGCGACGACCGGAACGUCUACCAGAAGAAACACGGCCAGCUCAGUGGUUACCCUGACUAGUAACCCCGAGACGAUGCUGAGCAGAUUGGAUGAGGAAGGCGAGCCCAACAGGAGGGCUAGCCUGAAGGAUAGGUUCAAGAUGUUGCGCAUGCGUGAGGAGGCCGGCAUCACCACCGCGAUGGGGGUGGAGGCGGUCAAUGGCGACGGCGACUCUGGACGAGACGUCUCCUCCCAGGGUGAGAUUUCCAACGUCCCCGAGCCCGACGGCAGUCUGCUCCCUGGUACCAUGUCCGGCGUCAACGCUGGUCCGUCGGAUGCCGAGGUCGACUGGGACCUCUGGCAGUCGGUCGUGUACGAGGGCCCCGCCGCCGUGGCCCGUUCAAGUGCCGACGAGCUCAACAGGGCCAUCGCCACAGGUAUCCCGAGCGCCAUCCGAGGUGUCAUCUGGCAGGUGCUGGCACAGAGCAGGAAUGACGAGCUAGAACUCACCUAUCGGGAGCUGGUCGCGCGGGGCACCGAGAAGGACAGGUCGAGGAAUAGCAACAGCACGACGAGCAGUGCCAUCAGCAACGGCAACCUCAGCGUCCACGGUGCCGACGGGGUGCCCUCAUCGGCGUCAUCUAUCCACUCGGAGCAGCUGUCGCCGCAGGCUGAGAAGAGCCAGGAGGCUAUGCUCAAGGCGCAGGCGGCCGCCUCGGCGGAGAGGAAGAAGAAAGAGAAGGAGGAGGCUGCGGCGCUGCAGAAGCUCGAGAAGGCCAUCAGGCGGGACCUAGGUGCACGUACGAGCUUCUCCAAGUACGCGGCCGCGGCAGGACUGCAGGACGGGCUGUAUGGCGUGUGCAAGGCGUUUGCGCUCUACGACGAAGGAGUCGGCUACGCGCAGGGCAUGAACUUCCUCAUCAUGCCCCUUCUCUUCAACAUGCCCGAGCAAGAGGCCUUCUGCCUGCUGGUGCGGCUGAUGCAGCACUACGGCCUCCGCGACCUGUUCAUCCAGGACAUGCCGGGCCUGCACAUGAACCUGUACCUAUUCGAGCGUCUGUUGGAGGACUUCGUGCCGGCGCUGUAUUGCCACCUGCACCGACGGGGCAUCUCGCCGCACCUGUACGCGACGCAGUGGUUCCUGACGCUCUUCUCGUACCGGUUCCCGCUGCAGCUCGUCCUCCGGAUCUACGACCUGAUCCUGUCCGAGGGCCUGUCAGCCAUCCUCCGGUUCGGCGUGGUGCUGAUGCAGAAGAACGCGACGACGCUGCUGGGCAUCUCGGACAUGCAGCAGCUGACGGCCUAUCUCAAGGACAAGCUGUUCGACGUGUACAUCGACAAGGACCCCAGCCAGGGCAGCCUGCUCGAGAGCGGCUUCUUCGGCUCGUCCAGCUCCAGCAUGGAGAAGGAGGUGUACCGGGCCGACCAGCUGGUCCGCGACGCGUGCGACGUCAAGAUCGCCCCCGAGACCCUCAAGGCCUACAAGGCCGAGUGGGAGGAGAAGACGCGUCUGGAGAAGGAGCGCGAGACGGAGCUCUACGAUCUCCGCAAGUCCAACCAGCACCUCACCUCCAAGGUGCGCUACCUCGAGGAGCGCGUCGAAGUGUGCGACCGCGAGCAGGCCGCCCUGGCCACGGAGCUGGUCCACACCAAGGUGGAGAAUGAGGAGCUGAAGGACGAGAACGAGAGUCUCAAGACGCAGGUCCACGAGCUGAAGGUUGUCAUCGACAAGCAGCCACAGGAGCUCGAUGAGAAGUGGAAGCUCGAGAGGGACGAUCUGCUCAAGCGUAAUGUCAAGGUGCACGACGAGAAUCAGGAGCUCGAGAAGACGCUGCAGGAUCUCGAGGAUCAGCUGGUCCAGACUAAGAUGCGAUAUGCAGAGAUCUAG